Messenger RNA from Mangifera indica (mango), 1695 nucleotides. Its product is annotated as 2-oxoisovalerate dehydrogenase subunit alpha 1, mitochondrial-like. The record is from RefSeq and is a predicted model, not a curated record. Gene Ontology annotation, molecular function: oxidoreductase activity, acting on the aldehyde or oxo group of donors, disulfide as acceptor. NCBI's taxonomy places the organism in Eukaryota, Viridiplantae, Streptophyta, Magnoliopsida, Sapindales, Anacardiaceae. The transcript has 9 exons. Gene Ontology annotation, biological process: branched-chain amino acid catabolic process. Bases 164 to 1573 code for a protein of 469 amino acids.
CUUGAAGUGUUAACAAUGCCGUCCAUGACAAAACUGCUUUUCCUAUUUUUGUUGCUUUGAUCAAAACCAAAAACCUAUAACUAAAUUCUUUUCUUCUUCUCCAGACCGACUGGUUUCAUAAUUUUCUUCAGUUUGAUUACUUUGAUUUUCAUGGCUUUCUGCUAUGGCUUUCUGCUUGGCCUUCCCAAGAAAAUUUUCCCAUCAUUUUACAAGAAACCAGUGCUUUUUAGGAUUAAUUAUGAAACAAGGCUUAAGCAACCGUAACCACAUUACUAGUUUAGUUGGAGAAAUUGGUAAAAUUAAUUCAAUGGGAGGAUUUGGUUAUGGAAGAACACUUUGCUCUUCUCUUGCUCUUGUACAACAACAUUUGCUUCAUGUUGAAAUUAAUGCCUUGGAUUUCCCUGGUGGAAAGGUUUCUUACACUUCUGAAAUGAGAUUCAUUUCAGAGUCUCUGGAAAAAAGAAUUCCCUGUUAUCGAGUUCUUGAUGACAACGGAGAGGUUAUCAAUGGCAGCGAUUUUGAAGAGGUAAGCAAGGAAGUUGCUUUGAAGAUGUACAAUGCCAUGGUGACACUUCAAAUGAUGGACUCCAUUUUCUAUGAAGCACAGAGGCAAGGAAGAAUUUCCUUCUAUCUCACUUCAAUGGGGGAAGAAGCCAUCAGCAUAGCUUCUGCAGCUGCACUUAGUUCUGAUGAUUGUAUAUUGCCCCAGUAUCGCGAGCCUGGAGUUCUUUUGUGGCGAGGUUUCACAAUACAAGAAUUUGCCAACCAAUUGUUUGGAAAUAAGGCUGAUUAUGGGAAAGGCCGGCAGAUGCCGAUUCAUUAUGGCUCUAACAAGCACAACUACAUCACCAUUUCAUCACCUAUCGCUACACAACUUCCUCAAGCUGUCGGUGUUGCUUACUCCCUUAAAAUGGAUAAAAAGGAUGCAUGUGCAGUCACAUAUACUGGAGAUGGCGGCACCAGUGAGGGAGAUUUUCAUGCAGCUUUGAACUUUGCAGCAGUUACAGACUCCCCUGUUAUUUUCAUCUGUCGCAACAAUGGCUGGGCAAUUAGUACCAAUGUAUCAGAGCAAUUUCGAAGUGACGGUGUUGUGUUAAAGGGUCAAGCUUAUGGAAUUCAAAGCAUUCGGGUAGAUGGAAACGAUGCACUUGCAGUUUAUAGUGCAAUUCACAGCGCUCGCAAAGUGGCUAUUACUGAGAAGAGACCUGUAUUAGUGGAGGCCCUUACGUACAGAGUAGGACACCACUCCACAUCAGAUGACUCCACCAAGUAUAGGCCAGUUGAUGAAAUUGAAUAUUGGAAAUCAGCGAGGAAUCCUGUGAAUAGAUUUAGAAAUUGGAUUGAAAGCAACGGCUGGUGGAGUGACACUGAAGAAGCUGAACUUCGAAGCAGCCUGAAGAAGCAGCUGCUGCAAGCAAUUCAAGCUGCAGAGAAAACAGAAAAAUCAGCAGUUGCAGACUUGUUCACUGAUGUUUAUGAUGUUCCACCAAAAAACCUUCGCGAGCAGGAGAAACAACUCAGAGAAACCAUCAAAAAAUACCCACAAGACUACCCCUCUGAUGUUCCUGUAUAGACAGAUGAAGUGCCAAGAAAUUAUGACUAGUUAAAUCUAAUUAAUAACUGAAGCGGUAAAAUGUUGAAGCUACCGUUUUGUGUUCAUCUUAAUAUCAAGAAAGCAGCAUUUAUUCAGUUCAA